ACCGCCGCUGCGAGGAGGACGGAAUCGCCUUUCUCCGUGCUCGAGACGAAGAGGCAAACUCCGGUGGUGGGAGUUGUUGAUACCUGUAGAGUUCAGCGGAGUUACUCCGGCGACUACCAACGGCAGGUACAGAAGUGCUCGAGAGUUGCCGAAAGUGUGUAAUGUGCGUAUCGAAAAAAACAGUGAAUCGUGAAGUUGUGGUGAACACGUAACGGUACUUGAUGGGACGAAACCGGCCGAUUAUACAGCCGUGCGUUUAAAUCACUCGACCCGGACAAGUUCUUUUUCUGUGCUUGUGGUGAAAAUGCAGCCUACCUAAGCGGGAAAAUCACCGGAAAACACAUGUUCAGCCGGAUUUUUAGGGUGGACGACAUGUUCAAAGGAAGGUCCGGAAGUUUGGGGUCUGGAAGUGCCGCUCCGAGCAUCGAGCGACCCAAAAAGGAAGCGCCGGACAGGACGCCGGAAGCCCCGGCAAUGGCCAGCUCGGAUAUCGACAGUCUGGAAGAGGCCCGGAAAUUGGUCAGGGAUCUUCGGCAGAAGACGAGGUCCCAGGCGCAGCAAAUUUUGGCCUGGAAACGAGCCUACAAGAUGCAGGAAAUGCUCAUCACCCGCCUCCAGCGCGAAAAGUCCAACCAGCUCAAAUUCCUCAGCGCCAAACUUCUGCUUUUCCACUCCCGCCUCAUCCGUAAGCAAAAGGACAUCUCGGCUAUGCUGACCCUUCGCGAGAACAUCAUCCACCGCCAGAAGAUCCUCAUCGAGAGCCUCAGCAGCCGCCUCACCGACAACGGUCUGGAAGUCCCCCAGUCUGAGCUGACCGAGCUCGAUACGACCCUGCACGAUUUGGAUUCGCUCAACGAUUCGGACAGCGCCGUCGUCAUGGAAGAUAUCGAUUCGGACAGCAACGUCUUCCAGGUCCCUAAGUUUCGCUCCGCUGGCACAGAUGGCAUCACCGUCGUUCGGUCAAUCUCGGACGCGAUCGACCCCAGUCUUAAGUACACUUCGCUGAGACGGAACAACAUGUUUUUGCGCCGGCCGGAGAUUUUGGAAACCGUGUAUAGUGUGGAGGAGGACGUGGACGAAGCCCCGAUUGCUGAAAGUAAGAGCGACGCAGAUAAAAAACGCGACGCUUUUGCCAGGGGGAAGUCCACGUGUAACGUGGUGGAAGGGGAAGAGGCGAGCCAGAAGGAUCGGUCCGUGGAAGAAAAAGUCUGUGAAGUACCGACUUGGCCCUAUAGUGGUGACAAAACGAGCGAAGAGAGCGAAGACGAGAAAGCCAAAUCGAGCACGAAUCAUGUAAAAACGUAUAAUAGGGUUAUGUCGAAUCAUAGGUCCGUAACGAAACCGAAAGACGUUAAAUAUAAAAGAAUCAACAAAGCGAAGUCGAAAAGUCUGGAGGAACUGAGAGGGAGAUUGAAAAACUGGGUGGAACAAGGGAGCAAAUUAACUGGAAUCACUUUGGACCAUAGCCAGAGCUAUGCUUAAUACAGGUCCAAAUUUUUAUGUUUGGAAGUUACGUUUUGUUUGAUCAUUCUUUUCAUGUUUGCAUUCAUAUUGUUAGUGUUAUUGGUCGUGUAAUGUCUUUUUCAUCAAGACUUGGUGCGGUUUCACACUAUUCGUAUCUUUUUUAAGACAAUAUGUACCGAGUGUUGUGGAUACUUUUAAAGUUUGUGUAAAUAGGAGCAAGGAACGAAAACUGUGAAAACGUAUCAACUAACUCUAUUGAAACAAAAAUAUGUGAUAUUGUUUUUUGGUGUAUAUAAUAUUUUAGUAGGUAGAAAUCUUAGUCAAUUGUAGCGGUUAAGUAAGUCUAACUUUGUAUAAAGUCAUAAAGUUUCUUACAUAUCACCUAUUAAGAGGGUCGUCGAAAUAACCAUGUUACCGAAAUGACACCCGACUAGUAAGUAUUUGUGGGGGAAAAAUUCACUUGCCUAAUUGUAUAAAAUGCUUUUUAUUAAGAAUAAGAUUACGAUAAUUUUGUACAUAUAACUAUUUUUUAUUAAAACGUUGUUCCUUGUAGACAUUUUAAGAUCUCUUUCGAUACAGUUGCUUUGAGUAGUCGCUCGCUAGUUGCAAAAAUGUGAGAUUUGGUUGAUUAGAAACGAGACUGUGCGGUUGUGCUGUUUUAAUAUUUAUUGUCGGUUACGUAAAAUUGUGUAUUGUAACCUUUAAACAUAACAGUUAAUGUAUUGUUUACAGUGUAAGAUGUAACGUCUGUGUAACAAUAAAAGACAAUCAGAGUAA
Molecule: messenger RNA, 2241 nt
Organism: Zophobas morio
Lineage: Eukaryota; Metazoa; Arthropoda; Insecta; Coleoptera; Tenebrionidae
Exons: 3
Coding region: 343-1482 (379 amino acids)
Source: RefSeq, a predicted model, not a curated record